AUGGAUAAGUUUAUUCGUCUGGCAGACGCUGUGACAGAAUUUGAGGCCGACUACAACGACACGGCCCAAACUGAUCACACCAAAUACACUCUUGCCAUUCAACAAGAGGAGUUGAAAACGUUAUGGAAGAAAGCGAAGGCAGCAUAUGAGGAAUUAGUAAACUCUGAUACGUUAGAUGCUAAAGCAGUAUCUGCUGUGAAACCAAAAUAUAAAAGCUCGUACGCUGUAUAUUUGCGAUGCAUGUCGAACAUGGCAGAUCUGCAUGCAAAGCUCGUUAAGAGCGAAAAAGACAUAGAAGGUACGUCUGUCCAAGAACACAACAUUCACCUUCCUCCGUGCGAUACGGAAGUGUUCAAAGGCGACUACCUCUCUUGGCCAACAUUCCGAGAUAUGUUUACGGCCAUAUAUAUAUUAAAUAAGCGCCUCACUCCAGUUGAAAAGUUGUUCCAUCUGAACCAAAAAACACUGGGUGAGGCCAAAGACAUAGUGAGGAAGUGUCCUCUCACUAACGAAGGAUUUGCCACAGCGUGGAAAAACCUAACAGAUAGGUACGAGAAUAAACGUAUUCUCGUAAAUUCCCAGUUGCAAAUUCUUUUUAAUUUAAAGGCAAUAGAGAACGAGUGCGGCGUCUCGAUUAAGAAAUUACAGCGAGAUAUAAAUAAUUGCAUCUCAUCACUAAAAAGCCAUAAAAUUGAUAUAUCGAACUGGGAUGCAAUAUUUACUUAUCUCUGCUCAACGAAAUUGCCAGAAAGUACCUUGGCAUUGUGGGAACAAACAAUCGAAGACAAGACGGAGAUAUCGAAGUGGGAGGAUAUGGACAAAUUUCUGUCCAACAGAUUCCAAACACUGGAAACCGUCUCGGGUAUAACGGGUACUAAACUUACAAAAAUUCCCAAGCCCCAUAAUAGUAGGCAUACUAGUGAAACUCCGCAAAAAAGACUUGGUGCCUUCCAAGCAAGUGUAGCUAAAACGACAUGCAAAUUCUGUAAAAGCAAGGACCACAAGUUAUCAAAGUGCGAAAGAUUCAUCAAUUUAACGACGGCCGAUAGAAUCGCCUUCAUUAAGUCGAACCAUGGUUGCUUGAACUGCUUAUCUAAUGGACAUACUGUGUCCAGGUGUACAUGCUCAUUUAAUUGCAGCACUUGUCACCAACGACAUCACACGCUCCUUCAUAUUCAAGCAGUUCAGCCAAAAGCAACUAUGCACCAAAGGCAACAAACAUAUGCAUCAAAAGACUCAGAUAACAUAGCGUCCACUUCGGCACAGGCCCAAGCAAUGCGCGACGCUGCAAGUGCAAAAAAGAACUCAGUGAACAAGGUCACGUCUUGUUUCGCUAAUACUAACAAAGGCGUAUUGCUGGGAACAGCAAGAGUUCAUAUUUUUUAUAACAAUACAAAUUUCUCAGCUCGAGCAUUAAUAGAUUCAGGUUCUGAGUGCUCUUUCAUAACGGAAAGACUCAAACGCAGAAUCAACUUGCCUUCUAAGAGAAUGCAUGCACAGGUAUCUGGUAUCAAUAACACCAUUUCAGCGCAGGUAAAGGAAGCAUGCCUUAUUCAAUUGAGAUCUCCAAUUGAUCCUCUAAUAAACAUCAACACAACCGUGCUGGUGUUGCCUCAAUUAACCGGAAAUCUUCCGACAUGCCAAAUUAAUGCGAUGACUAGCCAAGCUUUCCCGGAUCUGGAAUUAGCAGACAAGAGAUUUUUUAUUAAUGAACAAGUUGAUCUAGUCUUAGGCGGCGACAUUUACGCCCAAAUAAUGUUGAGCGGAAUCCGAAAAAACAUUUUAGGUACGCUUCUGGCGCAGGAGACUGUAUUCGGCUGGAUACUAACCGGUCAAACUGACACGGUUACGCCAGCCAACAAAUGUGUAUCAUUUUUUAACGAGGUCAGCCUCGAUAAGCGUCUCGCGUCUUUCUGGGAAGUGGAAGACAUUCCGAAAAACCAAUCCUACAAUAAAGAUGAAGUUUAUUGUGAAGAACUUUAUAAAAGCACAACAAAGCGAAACGGUGAAGGCAAAUACAUAGUGUCACUGCCAUUUAAGCAGGACUUCCCAAAAGACGUCAAAUUAGGACCCUCUCUAAAAAUCGCUUGCUCACAGUUCUUUAGGAUAGAAAAGCGGUUGGCGAGAGACCCACCUCUGCAAACAGAAUAUAACCGAGUUUUGUCAGAAUACGAGGCAUUAGGUCAUAUGACGCGAAUCGACGUGAAUGUUCCUGCAGAUGCAUGUGACAAUUACUUCUUGCCUCAUCACGCUGUCAGGAAGGACGAAAGCACUACCACCAAAGUAAGGGUAGUUUUUAAUGCAUCGUGUCCGACAUCAAAUGGGGUGAGCCUUAAUGAGGUGCUCUAUCCUGGUCCAGUACUUCAAAAUGAUUUGCCAACAUUAAUACUUCGGUGGAGAUUAUUUAAGUAUGUUUUUAACAGCGACAUCGAAAAGAUGUAUCGCCAAAUCUUACUAAACCCUGACCAAACAAAGUAUCAGCGCAUAAUUUUUCGUACUAAUCCAUCCGAACCCAUAAGACUUUAUGAACUCAAUACUGUGACCUUCGGUGUCAAUUGCGCACCUUACCUGGCGAUUAGAACUCUGCUUCGGUUAGCGAACGACGUGGAAGAUUCGCACCCCAUUGCAUCGGACAUCUUAAGAAAAUACAUGUACGUUGAUGAUGUUUUAGCGGGCGGUCAUACUAUCGAAUCUGCUAUUAAAGCUAAGGACGAGAUCACAACAGUAUUGCAAUCUGCGGCAACAACAGGUUUUAGCGUCAUGUCCGCGCAAGAUGCGCGCAAUGAAAUUAUACGCGAGAAUAUACCUAAAUUAAUCAAAGAAUUGACUGGAUUAGCAGAUGAUGAUGAGAACUUACGCAGCUGUGAACAAAUGGCCUGGUCCAUCAUACGAAACCAUCGCAAUUUGAGUACCAACAGUCAUGAAGUGCGUCGGAAAAUCGAAGGAAUACAGGAGAAAUUCGCAGUCGACAAUAAUCUCGAGUAUGCUGAACAUCUGGGGCGCCUGUGUGAUGAGAUCAUACAACAUCCACUUUGUGUGGAACACUAUGAAGUUGAUGUACAUUGGUCUAUGCUCUUGAAUUUGGCAUACAUUUUACGUUUGGAGCGGAAUAGUUGUGUAAAAUAUAUUGAAUCAAACAGCAAUCCCUUGGCGAUAGUGGACCUCAACGAAAGUACUGAUGAUGCCGAUUAUGUUACAAACUCGCAGAUCGCUGCCAUCGAGUUGACAUACAUACGUUGUCAUCAAUAUUUGGCCAAUAAAUUGAAUAAUGAGUUGCUACAAAUUGCCGCCUCAAAUGCGGACAGCGAUUGUGAUCGACAUGUAGAGCAAUUUCUCAAUGGUAAAAUCGAUGUACAAACAUUUUUAAAUAAUUAUACGCAUUCAAAGAAAGUAAGCGCCGAACGCAAAGCCAAAGAAGAGCGCUUGGGUCACCAACUUAGCGCAUUGGAACGUGCCGGCAUUUAA
Molecule: messenger RNA, 3465 nt
Organism: Rhagoletis pomonella (apple maggot)
Lineage: Eukaryota; Metazoa; Arthropoda; Insecta; Diptera; Tephritidae
Exons: 3
Coding region: 1-3465 (1154 amino acids)
Source: RefSeq, a predicted model, not a curated record